AUGGCCACUGUGAAAGAUCUCAUCGUUGAAAGUAUCUACGUUGCCGAUGGCCAGCUGCUAAAUCAUCAGGUUGGCUUGCUUCGACCUUCGAAUGCAAAUCUUCCAAUCGAGAUCCUUAGAGAGCGAUUCCACGAGGACGGUUACCUGUUUGUGAAAAGUCUUCUUCCUCGUGACCAUGUUCUGAAAGCUCGUGAAUCAUACUUCCGCUUUCUGUCCGCUUCAGAUGUCUUGAAGCCGGGCACGUCUCCCGUAGACGGAAUAUUCAAUCUCGAUCAACCCCUAUCGAACUUCCCAGGCCUGAGCUCUCGAAAAUCCGACCUCGAAAAGCCUAAGAGUAAGCAAGCAGCGUUGUUUUCCGAACUGACAGCCAAGGCGCACAACGAAGAAUGGUAUACAGACGACUUUUGCAAACACCCGAAUCUGAUAGAGUUCGUUGCACGUAUCACUCAGUGGAAAGAUGUGCGCCAGUUUAAGCGUUCUUUAUUCCGAUGCAAUCUUCCCCAAUCAGAGCCAAUUGGUGUGCAUUAUGACCAAAUGUUCCUCAGGCAGGGAGACGUAACAAAUAUCACGGCUUGGUGCGCUAUGGGUGAUGUCAAGAUCAACGGAGGUGGGUUGAUGUAUCUGGAACAGAGCAAGGUUUUGGGGGAAGAAUUUGAAACUAGUUUCACCCACCAGGCUUUUCAGAGUGGGCUGUCUUGGCAAGAAGCCAAGAGUCCAUAUAACAAAAACAUGACUAUUUCAGGUGGACUUUCCACAGAGCCCGCUAAAUUUGCAGCUCAGCACAAUUGCAGGUGGCUUAUCAGUUCCUUCGAGGCAGGAGAUGUUGUGCUCCAUGAUCCGUUUGUUAUCCAUGCCUCGACCGUGAACACCGAUCCAAAAUCUACUAUCAGACUUUCAACCGAUUUGAGAUUCUACGAUGCUUCGCGCCCAUACGAUCAGCGUUGGCUACAGCAAUUUUUUCCAGGGGACGAGGUUUAG
Penicillium lagena is the source of this 978-nucleotide messenger RNA. Its product is annotated as phytanoyl-CoA dioxygenase family protein. The coding region runs from base 1 to 978 and encodes 325 amino acids. Lineage: Eukaryota; Fungi; Ascomycota; Eurotiomycetes; Eurotiales; Aspergillaceae. The transcript has 5 exons. The record is from RefSeq and is a predicted model, not a curated record.